UGGAGCCUGGGCGGCACGGGACCGGGGCCGGACAGGGCCGGGCAGGGCCGGGCGGGCUACCCCGUCAUGGGCAAGGACCAGGAGCUGGUGCAGGCGGUAAAGACGGAGGACGUGGGCGCCGUGCAGAGGCUGCUGCAGAGGCCGCGGCCCGGGAAAGCCAAGCUCCUGGGCUCGGCCAAGAAGGUCAAUGUCAACUUCCAGGACCCUGAUGGCUUCUCAGCCCUCCACCAUGCUGCCCUCAAUGGCAACACAGAACUCAUCGCCCUGCUGCUGGAGGCCCAGGCCGCUGUGGACAUCAAGGACAACAAAGGGAUGCGGCCUCUGCACUAUGCAGCCUGGCAAGGCAGGAAGGAGCCUAUGAAGUUGGUGCUGAAGGCAGGCUCCGCCGUGAACGUCCCGUCAGAUGAGGGCCACAUCCCGCUACACUUGGCUGCCCAGCACGGGCACUACGAUGUGUCAGAGAUGCUCCUUCAGCAUCAAUCCAACCCAUGUAUUGUGGACAAUUCAGGGAAAACGCCUUUGGACCUGGCCUGUGAGUUUGGACGUGUCGGGGUGGUACAGCUGCUCCUGAGUAGUAACAUGUGUGCAGCCCUACUGGAGCCUCGGCCAGGAGACGCCACUGACCCAAAUGGCACCAGCCCCUUGCACUUGGCAGCCAAAAAUGGUCACAUUGACAUUAUCAGACUCCUCCUCCAAGCUGGCAUUGACAUUAACCGUCAGACCAAGUCAGGCACUGCCCUGCAUGAAGCCGCACUUUGUGGGAAGACGGAUGUGGUUCGGCUCCUGCUGGAUAGCGGAAUCAAUGCCCAUGUAAGGAACACCUACAGUCAGACUGCACUGGACAUCGUCCACCAAUUCACUACUUCCCAGGCCAGCAAGGAGAUCAAGCAGCUACUGAGAGAGGCAUCAUCAGCUCUGCAGGUGCGGGCGACGAAGGACUAUUGCAACAACUAUGAUCUGACAAGUUUGAAUGUGAAGGCAGGAGAUGUAAUCACUGUUCUUGAACAGCAUCCUGAUGGCAGGUGGAAAGGCUGUAUCCAUGACAACCGGACUGGCAACGAUCGUGUUGGCUAUUUCCCAUCUACUCUAGGCGAGGCUAUCACCAAACGAACAGGUUCCCGAGGAGCUGACAUGAGCCCGUCCCACCUGUCCCCUUCCCAGGGCAGUUCUGUAGCUCCCCCAGAGGAAAUCUGGGUCCUGAGGAAGCCCUUCACUGGUGCUGACCGCAGCAGCAGUCUAGGUGGCGUGGCCAGCGGGCGCAGCGGGGGGAGUGGGAGCCAUGCCCUGCACGCCGGCUCCGAGGGGGUCAAGCUGUUAGCAACCGUGCUCUCCCAGAAGUCCAUCCAGGAGUCAGGCCCAGGGGACAGUCCGACGAAACCCCUCGAGGGCCCUGCGGGUCCCUCACGUGCCCAGCCUGUUACACACACAGGACAGGCCUACGGUGAGCAGCCACCCAAAAAAAUGGAGCCUGCGUCUGAGGGAAAGAGUGCGGAGGCCGUCACCCAAUGGCUCGCCACCUUCCAGCUGCAGCACUAUGCCUCCAACUUCAUCACCUCGGGCUACGAUCUCCCCACCAUCAGCCGCAUGACCCCCGAGGAUCUCACAGCCAUUGGCGUCACCAAGCCUGGCCACCGGAAGAAGAUCACGUCGGAGAUCAACAGCCUGACCCUCCCCGACUGGCUGCCUGAACACAAACCCGCUAACCUGGCGGUGUGGCUCUCCAUGAUUGGCCUAGCCCAGUACUACAAAGUGCUUGUGGAAAAUGGCUAUGAGAACAUAGACUUUAUCACCGACAUCACCUGGGAGGACCUGCAGGAGAUCGGCAUCACCAAGUUAGGCCACCAGAAGAAGCUGAUGCUGGCGGUCAGGAAGUUGGCAGAGCUGCAGAAAGCCGAGUAUGGGAAGUAUGAAGCCGGGGCCCUGCGCAGGAAGGCCCCCCAGUCCCUGGAGGUGAUGGCCAUCGAGUCUCCCCCGCCCCCGGAGCCCACGCCCGCCGAAUGCCAGUCACCCAAGAUGAUCACAUUCCAAGACAGUGAGCUGAGUGACGAGCUGCAGGCCGCCAUGACGGGCCCGCCCUCGGGCCCCGAAGGGGGUGCCGAAAAGCCCACCAACAGCCUGCCGCCCACACCCCGGGCCGGCGCCUUGCGGCACGAGCCCAGCCUGAGCGGGCGGGCCCGGCACAUCAGCAGCUCCCAGGAGCUCCUGGGAGAUGGGCCUCCCGGCCCCAGCGGCCCCAUGUCCCGCAGCCAAGAGUAUCUGGCUGACGAGGGUGCCCCUGCUCCCAGCCCCAAGGAGGCCCGGCCCACUCGGCAUGGACACGGCGUCAAGAGAGCCAGCGUGCCCCCGGUGCCUGGCAAACCGCGGCAGUCCUUCCCCCCGGGGGCUGCCGGGGGCCACUUCACCCCACCUCAGACGCCCACCAAGCCCCGUCCGGCCUCGCCGCAGACGCUGGGCGCCCCCCACAGCCCAGCCCCGGCCACUGCCAAGGUGAAGCCCACCCCGCAGCUGCUGCCUCCGGCCGAGCGGCCCAUGUCUCCGCGUUCGCUGCCUCAGUCGCCCACCCACCGGGGCUUUGCUUACGUGCUGCCCCAGCCUGUGGAAGGGGACGGUGGGCUGCCCCCUCCGGUGGCUCCUGCCCCUAUGCCGGUCCCUGUGCUGUGUCUGCCCCCCGGGGCCGCGGGGGAGGCGGAGGAGGAGCCUGGGCGCCCCAAGAAGCGAGCACACAGCCUGAACCGCUACGCGGCCUCGGACAGCGAGCCUGAUCGCGACGAGCUGAUGGUGCCCGCGGCGGGGCCCUAUGCCACGGUGCAGAGGCGGGUGGGCCGCAGCCACUCGGUAAGGACCCCAGCGGGCGGCGAUAAGAACGUCAACCGCAGCCAGUCCUUCGCUGUGCGCCCCAAGAAGAAGGGGCCUCCUCCUCCCCCGCCCAAGCGCUCCAGCUCCGCCAUGUCCAGCGCCAAUCUGGCGGACGAGCCGGCUCAAGAUGGAGAGGCCGAGGAGGCCAGAACCGAGGAGGGCCCGGCGGGUGGGCGGGCCCAGCGACGCAGGGCCAGCGACCUGGCCGGCAGCGUGGACACGGGAAGCGCGGGCAGCGUCAAGAGCAUCGCCGCUAUGUUGGAGCUGUCUUCCAUUGGGGGCGGGGCCCGGGCCGCCCGCCGGCCCCCCGAAGGCCAUCCCGUGCACCCCGGGCCGGCCGGGCAUCCUGCCAGUCCUGAGCCGGGCCGCGUGGUCACGGCACUGGCCUCGGCGAAGCACAAGGACGCCAUCGGAUUGGACGGCGAGGUCGUCAAUCGUCGGCGAACGCUCAGCGGCCCCGUCACCGGGCUUCUGGCCGCCGCCCGCCGCGGGGAGCAGGGCCCCCCUGAGCACAUCCCCUUCGCCGAGGAGGGCAGCCUCACCAUCAGGCAGCGGCCGCGGGGCACGGCCAAGGGGGACGGCGGCGAGGGUCCUCCCCUGGCCAAGGUGGAGGCCAGCGCCACGCUGAAGCGGCGCAUCCGGGCCAAGCAGAGCCAGCAGGAGAACGUCAAGUUCAUCCUGACUGAGUCAGACACAGUGAAGCGCAGGCCCAAGACCAAGGAGCGGGGGGAGCCCGGCAUGGAGCCGCCCCCGCUCUCCGUGUAUCAGAACGGCACGGGCACCGUCCGCCGGCGGCCAGCCUCCGAGCAGAGCAGCGGCCCCGCAGAGCUGCCCCUGCUGCCCCCCCCUGCCGCGCCCCCUCCUGCGGACCUUGCCCAUCUGCCUCCUCCCCCACCGCCCGAUGGAGAGGCCAAAAAGCCCGCCAAGCCCCCCGUGUCCCCCAAGCCUGUCCUGGCCCAGCCGGUCCCCAAGAUGCAGGGCUCCCCUCCAACCGCCUCCAAGAAGGCUCCACUGCCUGGUCCCGGCAGCCCGGAGGUGAAGCGGGCCCAUGGAACACCCCCACCGGUGUCUCCCAAGCCGCCGCCCCCGCCCACAGCCCCCAAGCCAGUCAAGGCCCCUCUGGGACUGCAGUCUGUGAGCGCCAGCCCCACGCCCACGCCCUCCCCAGCCCGCCAGGCGCCUGCUGCCGCCGCCACCAGUAAGCCAGCCAGCACACCGCCCUCCCUCUGUGCCAGCCCCGCCAAGCCCCCGUCACCGGGCGUGCCCCCCCAGCAGGUGCCCAUCAAGCCGCCCCGAGCCGCCAUGGCCGUGCCCCCCGGAGACGGCAGCGCCAGUGAGAGCGCUCACCAGAAGCUAGAGGAGACCAGCGCCUCCCUGGCUGCGGCUCUGCAGGCCGUGGAGGAGAAGAUUAAGCAAGAUAACGGGCAGGCAGCUGACUCGGCGGCCGAGUCCAAGAGCACGGUCAGCAUUCUGGACGACAUCGGCAGCAUGUUUGACGACCUGGCUGACCAGCUGGAUGCCAUGUUGGAGUGAGCCCGUCAGGUGCCCAGCCAACCUCAGGACUCCCCCCCUCGCCCCGCCCCGGGCUCCACACACAGAACUUUACCUCAGGAUUGGGCUCCAAGCUGGCCAUGUCCAUGGCCAGCUUCUUUGUGCUGCAGGCUGGGGGGGGGGUGCUCUCUGGGGGAUGGCCUCCUUGAUGGAACCCCCUCCCCAUCUGGCCCCUUGCUGCUGCUGCCUCUUUGCCCCGUCCUUGACCUCUGCCUGGCACUGACCCAGCCUCCAGGCAAGGACUUGGGCUAGAUGAGGGUGUGGAGCGGGUGGAGAGGUUGGGGGGCAAGGACUCAGAGUCCGUGGGGGCUGGAAUAUUCCUGGGGGGUGGGUGGGAGGAAAAUGAGGGGGUCACCCCCCGCCCUAGGGCCUGGCUGAUCAGAUGGUGGUUGGUGGUCAAGCACUGGUAGUUUGGUGGUUGGGAUGUUGGGGUGGAGGGGGGGACUGGGACCAAGGGAACAGUGCCCUUGAAAGGAGUUCCCACCCCUUGCCCGUCCAUGCCCUGAUCACAAGCACAACAUUUCGGGGGGCCAUGAGCAGAGCAGGAGGCCGGGGUCAGAGGUUGGCCCACCUUGUCCAAGGGCUUUCUGGUCACUGGUAUCGCUGUCAGUGACCACCUCAUAGCGGCCCCGGGCUGCAUUCCUCUUGCUUCACGUUCCCGGCCCCCCCCCCCAAUGAUGCAAUAAUAACAGCUGGGUUAGCUCUUCCUCCCCUCUUCCCCCUCCUCUGGUCCCCAAUCAGUCUGUCCAGUACAUGCCCUCUCUUAUCUCUGCUACUGCAGGGAGAGGGGGAGGGGUUCAGUUCCUGGGCAUAACCCCCCCAAGGCCCUAUCUGGGGGUUGCGAUCUGUGUCAGACCCCUACAGGGAACUGGUGGCGCUAAGGUAGGGCCAAGGCCUGGGUUUGCAGGGGAUGGCAAGGCCCAGUGGGGCUGGCUGGAGGCGGAAACAGUAGGAGACAAGAAGGUUUGUGGGCUGGGCUGGUCCUAGGCUCCCCGGACCCCUGGAAGGUGGGGGAGUGCCCCCCAGGCAAGUCCAGGCCCCUCUCCUCCCCUCCCUCCCCUCCCAAUCAGCCGCAGAGCACAGGCCUGAGGCCCAGAGGUACAGCACAGGAACUGCUUCUGAUUGGGGAUUGCUUAACUUUCUUUCUGGGGUUGGGGGGGGUGGGGUGCCUCGGUCCCCGCUCACUGUCCCAGCCCCAUCACAGCACAAAGAGAUCGGUCGUAGCCUGGUUCUGGGGCGAGUCUGCGGGACGGCUCCUCCUGAGGCUCCCACCCUCAGACCGACCCUGGGUCAGUGUGCUCCCAGUGACCACGCCCCUGCCCCAUCCCUGUCCCGGGAGGGAGAGGCAUAGACCAGAUAAUAAACUAUAGAAGAGUAUUAAUUUAUUGGAAAUGAGCUGAGGCAGAUUUUCCCAGAAAUCCAAAAGGGUAAAAACUUUAACUUUAACAAAUAUAUAUUUAAAGAAAGAAAUAUUAUUGAUUCUAUAGAAAACCAUUUACCAACCAAGAGAAAAGCUGGAUUUUAGUUUGAGACAAAAGCUGUUGGAGGCCAAGGCCACCUGUCUUGUCUGUCUGUCUGUCUGUCCCUCAGUGGCCAGACCACUUUCCCAGUAGCACAAACAGGAGGCUUCCCGCUCCCCCCCCAGGGUGGGAUCAGUGUGCCUGGGGGCUCCACAAAGUCUCCAUCCCAUCCCUGCUGCUCUUCUUCAUCUUUCUCUGCAUUAGAAGAACUCGAAGGAUGUGCCUUGUUUGCUGACGGGCUGCGUCCCCUGGCACCCCACCACAGAGACCUUCGGGCACGAGGGGCUCCCCCCUCCUCCUCCUCCUCCUCUCGGGUGUGGCCACGUCCCUGGGGAGUGUGAGUGAGUGUGUGCGUGUGGAGGGACCGCCUGCUGAGCCGGGCCGGUGCGGGGUGCCUGCCUCUGGACUGUGGUAGCUGCGGGUGUGGGGAAGCGGGCAGGCCCGGUGGGUGUGGCCGUCACACAGCGUGCACGAGUGCGUGUGUGUGAGGGCGUGUGCUGGCGUGUCCUCCGCGGAUGGAGUGUGUUGUGGCUGCACGUGUCUGACGCAUCUGUGCAGGGCGUGUGUGUGUGUGUGACCCUCCAGAAUGCACCGAGUGGCUGGUGCAGACCCCGCUCCCAGUUCUAUGAACGCCUUUGCUUGUGGUCGAACAGUAUUGUGUGGUCAUUCUUUUUCUCCUCCUUCCCCCUUCCCCCUCUCUGAGAACCCUUUCCCCUCACUCUCAAAUAGUACUGACCGGUCUCAUUGUUGUGUUUGCCGCUCCAGAUGUGUUGGGCACAACUUUUGACAUUUCUUAAACACAAGUUUUUUAAAAGCCUGAAACUCGCUGUUGUGAAGACGCCUGUGUGUGUGAGCCCCUGGGCCCCUGGGCCAGGGAGACAGGUGGACGGACCUAGUGUGCUCCGUGCUGGUCGUACAGUCCAGAUUCUGUAUCGUGCUCCAUUGUUCCAGCUGUCUAUCUCCCUUGGUGCUCCCCACGCUGUGUGUGAGUGUGUGUGUGUGUCUGUGCGCGCUGCCGUCUCCCGGUGACUGGUGAUGCCCCCUUCUCACAGGGCUUUGGGUUUGCUCCUUUCAAGUUGGAGGCUGGGCAGCAAACAUCCAAAGCACCCGGAUCCAGGUCCCCCCGACACACGCCAGAGAACGUCGUGGCCCCGUCCCUGCCAGGGUGGAUGAGGUUCACAGCCCCCAGGCCAUCCGUCGGUGCGUCUGGUCGGUGUGUGUCCGAGGGAUCCGGGCCCUGGACAGACUGGACUUUCUAGGAUCUGUGUGCCUGGCCCUGUGGGAUGGUGAGUGGUCUAUGCAGCCGUCUGCGCUUCCUGCCAUCGGCUCUCAAUAAAUGUCAGAAAAUGGAA
Antechinus flavipes (yellow-footed antechinus) is the source of this 7279-nucleotide messenger RNA. RefSeq names its product CASK interacting protein 1 (gene CASKIN1). Gene Ontology annotation, molecular function: protein binding. NCBI's taxonomy places the organism in Eukaryota, Metazoa, Chordata, Mammalia, Dasyuromorphia, Dasyuridae. The transcript has 20 exons. The coding region runs from base 67 to 4389 and encodes 1440 amino acids. The record is from RefSeq and is a predicted model, not a curated record.